AUGGCGUCAAGUAGUGAAGAUGAAGUCGCGAUCGCUAGUGCCAUGUUUAUAGUUAUAACUGCAGGACUUAAAAAGAAAAACAAAAACAAAAAGCGUAGAUGGUGGACUACAACUUUGUUCAAAAAUCGAGAGAGAUAUGGUGGUAAUUCUUUAUUGAACGACCUGAUGACAGAGUAUUCUGGAAAGUUUGAAAACUUUUGCCGAAUGUCUCUCUCAGAUUUUGAGUAUUUGUUUAAUUUGAUUGGUCCAAACAUAACCAAACAAAAUACUCACCUUAGAAAAUGUGUUUCUGCUAAGGAUAGAUUUGCUGUAACACUAAGGUUCUUAGCUAGUGGUGAUCACUAUCAAAGCCUUAGCUAUCUAUUUAAAAUUUCACCACAGCUUAUUUCAACAAUUGUGGUUGAUGUAUGCAAUGCUUUGAAAAAUGGACUUUCGGAUCAAGUAAAGAUUCCUAGUAAUCCUGAAGAAUGGCGAAAAGUAUCAGAUUUGUUUGAAAAAAGAUGGAAUUUCCCCCCACUGUAUUGGGGCACUUGA
Messenger RNA from Macrosiphum euphorbiae (potato aphid), 534 nucleotides. Lineage: Eukaryota; Metazoa; Arthropoda; Insecta; Hemiptera; Aphididae. The record is from the annotation of a GenBank genome assembly.